CAUCGAUGGCACACAAAAUCUACGAUUUAUGUUUUACGCUCUCUAAUUAUUAAUUUACUAUUUAAAUUAAACAGUUUGUUGCUUAGAAAACAAUCACCAAUACUUACUCUACGCGUAAAUUAGAUUAUUGUGUGUGUUAGAUUGUUUGUAACCUGUUAAAGAUGCCUUCGUAAGCGACCCUGGUAGUCAAGCAUGUCAAAGGCUCCGUGGCUUUGGUAGCAGUCGGUUCUCCUGCACUGCGUACUGAAACUUAUUAAUGUUUUCGCUCGAUCGUUGUGUUAAUAUUUGUGAUAAUUCCAUAUUGAACAAUAAAACCAUGUUUGAUUGAACGGCAGUGAAUUUGCAAAAUAUUCUAGUCCAUUUCUUCCAUAGUAUACCCUCGUUUUUUGAUUUUACGGACUUGAAAAAUAUAAGUUAGUGCCAUACAAAGCGCCACCAUGUUCAGCGACUCAUUCGAGAGACGGCUGAUCCAGCAAUGCAGCCCCGUCGGCAGGAAGUCACUGGUCAUGAGGUCUGAGAGGUUGGACAGGUUCGUGCCUCUCAGGCGGGGGCAGAAUUGGCAGACCAGCUUUCAAGCUAAAGGCAAAGGCGCAGAGAACCAGCCACCAAAAUCGCAGAGAGACGCCAACAGCGACAGCCCAGGUGGCGGUCGUGAUUACCAAGUGUAUGGCUGUCUCCUGCGAAACGAGCUGCUUGGCACACAGAUCGAAGAGUUGAGGGGUCCCCCGGCGAACAGGACAGAGGGGAACAGGACGGCCCUCCGGCCCGUGAAGGACCUUAAGGGGUACAUGCCGCCCGUCUACAGCUUCAGCUCGCCUGUGAAGAAAGAGGACACAAUAAACACGCCGCCACACAACCUCUCCGCCAUAUCCACGCCCUCACAAAAGCUACUAUGGGCGCCAAGGAAGACCAUGCGCAAGAUCUCACGGAUACCGUUCAAAGUUCUCGACGCGCCAGAACUGCAAGAUGACUUCUACCUGAACCUGGUCGACUGGUCCGCGCAGAAUGUGCUCAGCGUCGGCCUGGGGAGCUGCGUCUAUCUGUGGAACGCUUGCACCAGCCAGGUGACCAGGCUUUGUGACUUGUCGUCAGAAGGCAACGCGGUCACGUCAGUAUCUUGGAGUGAGCGAGGCAGCAUCGUCGCCGUGGGUACACAGAAGGGACAUAUUAGCGUAUGGGAUGUGGCAGUUAACAAGGAGGUAUCAAAAUUGCACGGGCAUUCGGCGAGGGUCGGUGCGCUGGCGUGGAACGGUGACGUGCUCAGUUCGGGUUCUAGGGAUCGGUACAUCAGGCAACGGGAUACGAGGACUCCGCAAGUCAACACAGCGGUUCGGGUGCUUCAAGGCCACCGGCAGGAGGUGUGCGGGUUGAAAUGGUCUCCCGACGGUCUCUCGCUGGCGUCGGGGGGCAACGACAAUAAACUACUCAUCUGGUCACUGCAUUCGUCGACACCGGUACAAACGUACUCGUCGCACGUGGCCGCGGUGAAGGCCAUCGCGUGGUCGCCGCACCAGCACGGGCUGCUCGCGUCCGGCGGCGGCACCGCCGACCGCUGCAUCCGCUUCUGGAACACGCUCACCGGACAGCCCAUGCAGUACGUCGACACGGGUUCACAAGUCUGCAACCUAGCGUGGUCGAAGCACUCGAGCGAGCUGGUGUCUACGCACGGUUACUCGCAGAACCAGAUAUUGGUGUGGAAGUACCCUUCGCUCACACAGGUGGCAAAAUUAACCGGUCACUCGUACCGCGUCCUCUACCUGGCCCUAUCGCCCGACGGCGAGGCGAUCGUCACCGGCGCCGGCGACGAAACGCUGCGUUUCUGGAACGUGUUCUCCAAGUCCCCGUCACACCGAGAGCGGCAGAGCGUGCUCAACCUACACACGUCGCUCAGAUAAAC
This is a messenger RNA of Cydia amplana, 1897 nucleotides long. It is a transcript of the gene fzr, whose product is annotated as fizzy-related protein homolog. Gene Ontology annotation, molecular function: ubiquitin ligase activator activity; protein binding; anaphase-promoting complex binding. The coding region runs from base 438 to 1895 and encodes 485 amino acids. The transcript is spliced from 10 exons. Gene Ontology annotation, cellular component: anaphase-promoting complex. Gene Ontology annotation, biological process: anaphase-promoting complex-dependent catabolic process; positive regulation of ubiquitin protein ligase activity; positive regulation of anaphase-promoting complex-dependent catabolic process. The record is from RefSeq and is a predicted model, not a curated record. Lineage: Eukaryota; Metazoa; Arthropoda; Insecta; Lepidoptera; Tortricidae.